CGCGCUUUUUACGGUCGAUGAGCCGAGAGGCUACCGCGCACUUGUCGCGCACAGACAUUGAGAGCCUUCUGUAGCGGAAUAACUGCAUCGCUGCUGGCCUUGCCUACAGCCAGAUGACGGCUAACAUCGAAGAGAAUGUGCCGCUCAAGACGGAAGAGGCCCAGUGGGAUCUUGAUCUCUCGACGCCGUACCGUGAUCCAGCAAAGCUGACAUGGCUGACGAUCCUCUUGAUCACUACGCUUGCCGGGAUGCUGUUCCUAAGUCUGGCUCUCAAUGGACCCGAAGACGCAGACGAUCGGCCGCUCCAUCCGCGCUUGACCGUCAUGCGUGACAACUCGAUCUUUCCGGAAUGGCCGGUCGCGGUCAGAGAACAGUGUGAAAAUGCGAUCGAGGCAAAUGAGCACUGGCCGAGCAAGGAGGCCUAUCUACGCGGUCGGAAGAACACGACUGACGUCGACGUGGCUGGCCGAACAAUCUGCGAUCGCAGUCUGACAUUCUUGCUCGACGACAGCUUCGACUUUGCCAUGAAUGUCAAUGCCGUCCUACAGGCCUUUGCGUAUGCAGAAGAGACGGACAGGGCGUUCUUUAUUGACGAGUCGCAGAGCCAUCGCUCGAAUUGGUCGACGCUCUUCGAGGUGGACUGGUUGCCCACGUGCGCUCCACCUCCAUCAGAAGAGAUGCAGGGCUGUCCGAGCGCAUCACGACAUCUGAUGCUGACGCCAGAAAGCCUGGACUGGUACUUUGGCGACGAGUACAUCAGACGGUUCGGCAGGCCUGACGCACGCGGCGCGUACCGAUUCAGGCCCAUCGCAGAGCGCGCCUUUUCGAGUAUGGACACCGUCUUGCAGCCCUCUCGAGAGUUGCAAAGGCUUGUGUCGAAGGCAACAGCCGAGAUGGGUCAUCACGGCAAGCUGUAUCGACCGUAUUUGGGCGUUUUGCUCGACGAGCAUCAGACGACUGGCCAACGACGCGUGUGGAAUUCGCCAGAGUUGACCUGUCAUCGCAUCAGAGAUUUGUGGGCUAAUCUCAGAGAAGAAGAUUUCGAAGAUCUUUCGCCGGAACCUGUGCUAUGGCUUGCUGGCAGCCAGAGAGCGAUCGUUGAGUUCGAAGUCGCUUGCAACAACACUCGACGGUUCUCGCUCACGCAAUCACAUGACGAGGAUCUGCGCGGUCUGAGCGAAAAUCGCACGCUCGUCGGACUGAUGCUCGACCAGGCGAUGCUGGCUGGCGGCUUCGGCGUCGGUCGUGCGCAGCGAGUCGAGAUGGAGACCGGGACGGACAGGCUGCUCGAGAUUGCGCACGAGGCGGGAGGUCACCAGUAUUAUCGAGAGAAACGGGAUGCGAGUAGACCGAGUCCGGAGGCAGUACUGUGUCGACAGGAAGGGGAUCUGUGUAAGCUUGCGGCAAUCCAGCUCGGCUUCGACAAGUCGAUCGCAGACAGCAGGUGGGUCGACAUGCUCGGCCGGACUCAGGACCCGUACAUGGUCUUCAACACGGGUCGUGACAGAGCUUAGCGGCUCGCUUGCAGAUGCAAUGAUUCGUCGGCUGAUCUCAGUCCAGUCCGGGCGAGCUAUCGCGUGCUCUCCGAUU
This is a messenger RNA of Mixia osmundae IAM 14324, 1590 nucleotides long. RefSeq lists its product as uncharacterized. The record is from RefSeq and is a predicted model, not a curated record. The transcript has 2 exons. Bases 114 to 1514 code for a protein of 466 amino acids. Lineage: Eukaryota; Fungi; Basidiomycota; Mixiomycetes; Mixiales; Mixiaceae.